AUGAGGCAGCUUGCAGAGGAACAAAGAGGCCGGAUAGCUGCUGCCGCUGUAGCAGGAGGGACCACGAUGAUCAUGGACUUUGUCAUCCCCCAAAAGGGAAAGUCUCUCCUGGAGGCCUAUGACUGUUGGCGUAAGACAGCUGACCCCAAAGUUUGCUGUGACUACUCGCUGCACGUGGCCGUUACGUGGUGGAGUGACAAGGUCAAAGAAGAGAUGCAGACACUGACCAAAGAGAAGGGAGUCAAUUCCUUUAAGAUGUUUAUGGCCUAUAAAGAUGUGUUCAUGCUGGAGGACUCUGAGCUAUAUGCUGCCUUCUCCCAGUGUAAGGAGAUCGGAGCUAUAGCUCAGGUGCAUGCUGAGAAUGGAGACCUAAUUGCAGAGGGGGCUAAGAAGAUGCUGUCUAUGGGCAUCACGGGGCCCGAGGGCCAUGAGCUGUGUCGGCCGGAGGAGGUGGAGGCAGAGGCCACCCAGAGGGCCAUCACCAUCGCCCACGCCGCCAACUGCCCGCUGUAUGUGGUUCAUGUCAUGAGCAAAUCAGCUGCCAAGGUGGUGUCUAAUGCCCGCAGAGAUGGGCGUGUGGUGUUCGGGGAGCCUAUUGCAGCUGGAUUGGGUACUGACGGUACUCACUACUGGCACAAAGAGUGGGCCCAUGCUGCUGCUUUUGUCAUGGGUCCUCCCCUCAGACCUGACCCCAGCACCCCUGGGUACCUCAUGGACCUACUGGCCAAUGAUGAUCUCAGCGUGACAGGGACAGACAACUGCACCUUCUCUGUGUGCCAGAAGGCUCUUGGCAAAGACGACUUCACCAAGAUCCCCAACGGAGUGAAUGGAGUGGAGGACAGGAUGUCUGUCAUCUGGGAGAAAGGAGUGCACAGCGGCAAAAUGGACGAGAAUCGAUUUGUAGCUGUCACCAGCAGCAACGCAGCGAAAAUCUUCAACUUCUACCCGCAGAAAGGCCGCAUUGCCAAGAACUCGGAUGCUGAUGUGGUUAUAUGGGACCCCAAGAUGACAAGGAAGAUAUCGGCCAAGACCCACCACCAGGCUGUGGACUACAACAUCUUCGAGGGCAUGGAGUGCCACGGCGUCCCCGUCAUCACCAUCUCUGGAGGCAAAGUGGUCUAUGAGCAGGGGCGGUUAACGGUGUCACCAGGGCAUGGAAAAUUCAUCCACAGAAAACCCUUCUCUGAAUUUGUUUACAAAAGAAUCAAGCAAAGGGAUCAGGUGGGGAAACCUAUAGCUGUGAUCAGAAAGCCCUAUGAAGGCAAAGUCAUUUCUGUAUAAAGAACUGACCCAGAACAUGAAAGGCACCUUCAAUCUCCAGCUGUGUGUCUCCAGUACGAUCCAGAAGAUACCUUCUACAUGUGACUGUUUUAACGAAUUUCUGUUUGUCAUGCAUAUAUUAUUCAAUCAUUUAAAUCCCUGUAUGCAAUAAAAACGGCUAUGAUCUUUAGGUCAACUCUGAUCAACACCAAGGUUAAUGUACUGUUGGCAGAUAAUACCUUUGUUAUAUUUGUUCAACUGUGUGUGGUUUCCAGGUCAGCUCUGCUCGGUACACAGGUCAGUAGAACCCACUGUGCUGCUGGAAAUUUUAUUUGCUCUAACAUACAAUAUGCAAUC
Morone saxatilis (striped sea-bass) is the source of this 1617-nucleotide messenger RNA. RefSeq names its product dihydropyrimidinase (gene dpys). Gene Ontology annotation, biological process: pyrimidine nucleobase catabolic process. The transcript is spliced from 9 exons. NCBI's taxonomy places the organism in Eukaryota, Metazoa, Chordata, Actinopteri, Moronidae. Gene Ontology annotation, cellular component: cytosol; cytoplasm. Gene Ontology annotation, molecular function: dihydropyrimidinase activity. Bases 1 to 1281 code for a protein of 426 amino acids. The record is from RefSeq and is a predicted model, not a curated record.